AUGGAUUCUAUAAAGAUCCCACUCAUCAUCUCGUCUGCUGUCGCUGUGCACGUGGCGCUCAGUCCUCCGCAUGCCCCACCGAAGAACGAGGUCAUAGUUUACUGGGGUGUCUCCUUGGCAGAAAUAGCUCUCAUCGUCACCCGUAUCACGGACCCCAAAACACUUCCCAGCGUGAUACAAAACACAAUCAGUCCAGUUCUUCCUAGAAUCCAAGACGUGCCAAUCACUCGUCCUUUCAUUAUUGGUUCUGCACUUGUUGCUACAGCGGGAUACCUCCGCUGGUCCUGUUUUCGGACCCUUGGUCGUUUCUUCACAUUCGAGCUCACCACCCGUAAGGGUCACCAGCUUGUCACGACUGGACCAUACUCCAUCGUACGCCAUCCCUCUUACUCAGCAGCUGUCCUGCAGUAUAUCGGCGUAGUGAUCUUGCACGGAUCUGCAACUUCGUGGAUUAGACAAUCAGGGGUCUUAGAUCUCCCUGGAGUGAAACUGGUUCUGCUGGGAUGGUUGUUGGAGAGAACGAUUACUGUGACAAGCCUCUUGCGCAGAAUCAAUCAAGAGGAUGAGGUUGUGAAGUCAAUGUUUGGAGACGAAUGGCAGAGGUGGGCAAAGGUCGUCAGGUACCGGCUCAUCCCCGGCAUCUACUAA
Suillus subalutaceus is the source of this 648-nucleotide messenger RNA. RefSeq lists its product as uncharacterized. Gene Ontology annotation, biological process: C-terminal protein methylation. Gene Ontology annotation, cellular component: membrane. The coding region runs from base 1 to 648 and encodes 215 amino acids. Gene Ontology annotation, molecular function: protein C-terminal S-isoprenylcysteine carboxyl O-methyltransferase activity. The transcript is spliced from 3 exons. The record is from RefSeq and is a predicted model, not a curated record. NCBI's taxonomy places the organism in Eukaryota, Fungi, Basidiomycota, Agaricomycetes, Boletales, Suillaceae.